AUGGAUCCAGGCUCUUCCUGGCGAUGCCAAGCAACAGGACAAGAAGCAAGAGGAACCGAUACACAGGAGUUCCACUUAAAUAUGAGGAAAAAUUUCUUUAUUGUGAGAAGACGGCACACAGCAGCGGCCGCAGGAAGGCCGCCCGAGCCCUCCUCAGGCAGCAACAGCCGCUCUGAGCAGCCAAGCAGGGUCGCCUCACGGCCGGAUGCCAGCCGCCCUCGCCACGCCGCCGUACCCCAGCAGGCCCGCGGUGGAGCGGAGAGAACCCUCCACAUCGGAGAGACUCCUCCACAUUUCCCACCACCGCCUCCCCAGGCAUUCGCGAGCCGCACGCGCGCUCCGAGGCCAGCAGGGGCGGGAACGGCCCCGGCUUCUUCCGCCCGCCGCGCGCAUGCGCACCGGCGCCCCUGCAGCAAGCCCCGCCCCCCCGCCGCUGGAGCCGCUGGGCGGCGGGAGAGCGCGCGCGCGCGGCGCGUCUCGGAGCGGCACGUGACAUGGAGGAGGCGGGGACGGGAAGGGAAAGGUCAGCGGCGACGCCGGCGGCGGGGGGAGCGGAAGGUCAGGGCGGCGCGGAGCGGAAGUGGGAGCCGGAGCCUCGUCCGCCAUUGUGGGGAAGCGGAGCCCAGAGCAAGGGGGGGGAAGCGGCGCUGCGUCCGGCCGGCCGGCUCCUUCCAGCGGGAACCCGAUCGGCGGCAGCGGCGGCAGCAGCGAGCCCAGGCGGCAGCGGCGACAAUCAGGCGGCGGCGGGGAGGAGGCGGCGGAGGCGAGCGAGCGGCCCCGGCGUGCGGAAUCACUCGAGGCCCAGGCGGAGCGGAGCGAGGGGAUCGCGGCUCCCCGUGAAG
Messenger RNA from Zonotrichia albicollis (white-throated sparrow), 842 nucleotides. Lineage: Eukaryota; Metazoa; Chordata; Aves; Passeriformes; Passerellidae. The record is from RefSeq and is a predicted model, not a curated record.